Molecule: messenger RNA, 2706 nt
Organism: Odobenus rosmarus divergens (Pacific walrus)
Lineage: Eukaryota; Metazoa; Chordata; Mammalia; Carnivora; Odobenidae
Gene: CD34
Product: CD34 molecule
Exons: 8
Coding region: 238-1389 (383 amino acids)
Biological process (GO): cell-matrix adhesion
Cellular component (GO): membrane
Source: RefSeq, a predicted model, not a curated record
GGCCUCCACGGCGGCAACCCCGGCCCCUGUUAAUGUCCUCCGCCUGUGGGACUGAGCGGGGAAGCUCACGGUAGUGGCGGCCAAGGAGAGGGGCCGGCCUUGCCAAGAAUAAAGAGGGAGGGGAGGGGAAAAAGCCCGCUCGCCCACCCCGCUCCCGGGCGGAGGGCGGGGGCAGCGCGUCCCGCGGGCCGAGCGCGUCUCGGGCUGAGAGCAUCUCUCCGGAGCCGCGCGGGAAGGAUGCUGGUCGGCAGGGGCGCGCGCGCGGGGCGCGGGAUGCCGCGGGGCUGGACCGCGCUCUGCCUGCUCAGUCUGCUGCCCUCUGGGUUCACAAAUAUGGAAAACAUGACUGCUGUCACCACAGAGUCAACCACCCAAGCAAUAACUUCAACUGUGUUUGCAAAUGUAUCCAACCAGGUGGCCACCACCCUAAGUCCUCUUGGAAGUACCACCCUGUACCCUGUCUCUCAGGACAACAAUGGUACCACUGCAACCAUCUCAGAGACUACAGUUAAUAUCACAUCUACCUCUGAGAUCGCCCCAGUGCCCGGGACCAUGAACUCUUCUGUCCAGUCACAGACCUCUUUAGCUAUCACAGUAACUUCUAUCCCAACGAGCUUUUCAACUUCAGACAUGACCUUGAAGCCCAGCCUGCUACCUGGAAAUGUUUCGGAUCCCCCAUACAACAGCACCAGCCUUGUGACAUCCCCCACUGAACACUCUACAUCAUUUUCUCUUACCCCAAGUACCAUCAGGGGAGAAAUCAAAUGUUCCCAAGUCAAAGAAGUGAAAUUGACCCAAGGUAUCUGCCUAGAGCUAAAUGAGACCUCCAGCUGUGAGGACUUUAAGAAGAAUAAUGAAGAGGAACUGACCCAAGUCCUGUGUGAGAAGGAGCAGGCUGAGGCUGGGGCUGGGGUGUGCUCCUUGCUUCUGGCCCAGUCUGAGGUGAAGCCUCACUGCCUGCUGCUGGUCUUGGCCAACAGAACAGAACUUUCCAGUAAGCUCCAGCUUCUGAAAAAGCACCAGUCUGACCUGAAAAAGCUGGGGAUCCAAGGCUUCACUGAACAAGAUCUUGGGAGCCACCAGAGCUAUUCCCGCAAGACCCUGAUUGCACUGGUCACCUCAGGGAUCCUGUUGGCUGUCUUGGGCACCACUGGGUAUUUCCUGAUGAACCGCCACAGCUGGAGCCCCACAGGAGAAAGGCUGGGCGAAGACCCUUAUUACACGGAGAACGGUGGAGGCCAGGGCUAUAGCUCAGGCUCUGGGGCCUCCCCUGAGGCUCAGGGAAAGGCCAGUGUGAACCGAGGGGCUCAGGAGAACGGGACCGGCCAGGCCACAUCCAGAAACGGCCAUUCAGCAAGACAACACGUGGUGGCUGAUACAGAAUUGUGACUCGGCUGGGUGGGGCAAGGCUGGGCAAGGUCUGGGGAAGGGGCCCCUCCCUGCAUCUGACCACAAGCUGCCUCGAUGCUGGAGCUACCAUCCCUUACCUUCUACCCUUUCCUGCUGCACACACCCUUGGAGGCCGUUCCUGGGGCCUUGCACCCCACCAGGCCGAGGGGUUCUCUCCACCUUGGGGACCGGGAGGUAACCCCUGCCCUUUCCACGUUCAGCUCGCUAAGCUUAGAAUCUCGUCUACUUUGAGUGAAGGUAUGAGGGGAAAAUGCCAAAGUGCAGGGAAGCUACCAGGGUUGGGGGUGGGGGGGGUGAUGAUCUUGCAUCAUUCACAAAUGGGCUUCUUCCCUCUCCCUCCUCUCCGCCUUAUUAAAAGAACUCUCAGGGGAAGCAUGGGCUUUUCUGGGCUACAGUUUCCUCCCAGGAGGCUUUGCCUUUUCCUGUUUCUUCCUCAUGUCUGUCUUCUCUACUUUAAGGAAACCAAAGCAACCCAAUGUACCUGCUCCUUUGUAAUGAUAUAACCAGCAAGACUUGUUGUCUUAAACCAUCUCCCUUAUACCCAUGCCAAGUCACUGUGGAUUCAGGCAUUGGCUUCCCUCAGGUUCCCCUGAGCUCCACACCCUCUCCCCCUACAUCUGCGUACAGAAGCCUGCACUGUUUUCUGGCUGAGCCUGGAAUGAGGCUGCAAGUUUUGAACAAUGUCUUGUGUCUGUGUUUGGGAGACAGGGUAGGGGUGCAUGGACACAUGCGUUCCUACCUUUGGGGACAAAUGAGGGAGGGGGAUGGCUCAGUCUUUGUCUCUCUGGGGCUCACAGAGUCUCAUCUUGGGCCCCUGUUUCUCCCUGUGGGUCCGAGUGGACAGGACCAUGGGACCAGAUCUUUGAGCCAAGCCUCUUGACCUGUGCACCUCUGAGGAAACCCCUUGCUCAGAGGCUAGGUCCUGGCCUUAUCCUCUGAUCUCGAUAGCUUCCUCCUUCCUCCCCCUGACUCCUGGGUUGAGCUGUGGACUCAGUCUCCCAGCAGACUCCUUUCUGUCUCUGCCUCCCCCACCCCAACCCCCUCACUGCUCUGCACCCCCGUGUAGUCAGGGCCCCUCGACAUCUCCAGAGAAACUUCAUCACAAGCCACCUCCUCUGUAGGUGGCCCAGGUUUUCAUUUGCAUUUUUGUUUUCUUUCCAGAGGGGUGAGCAGGGAUCCUAGUUUCAAUGACGGUUGGAAAUAGAACUUUCCAGAGAUAGGAAGAUUGGGUGGAUUUUAUUUCUGCAUACAAAAUGGUGUGUGUAAAUACUGUAAUUAAAGUGAUACUGAGACACA